CGAGCCCCUGGCGCCUCGCUGGGCCUUAGGCGCGGCUCGGACGGCGGCGCGGUCUCUCCCCGCUCGGGCAGGCGAGCGGAGAAGGAGAGCCGAGGCGAAGGAAGAAGCAACUGCCGCCUACCGGCGCAGGCCGAGCGCGAAUCUUUCUCGGUGCGGGAAGAACGGCUGGCGCAGUCCGGGUGGUUCUUUCUCUUACCCCUGAGCUUGGGGUAACUUGCCUGCCCGCCUCCGAGAGUCUGGAGAAAACCUCGGCACGGAGCAGCAGCGCGAGCGGGGAGCUGCCGUGGCAGUUUGAGAAAGGGAGAUGUGAACGCUCUCCUCAUGGACAGAAGGAGAUUCUCUUCCUUCUCUCUCAAGGGGAAUACUUUGAACAGAACAUAAAGAUAUCAUGGCCUGCCUUACAAUGACAGAGAUGGAAGAGACAGCAUCGUCUACUAUUCACCAGAAUGGUGGCAUCAUUGGCAAUCCAUCCAUUUCUAGACAAAUGGAGCCACUCUUUCAGGUUUAUCUUUAUCAUUCCCCAGGAAAAACUGAAGGCAAUUAUCUGCAAUUUCCAGCUGGGCAGUAUGUUGCUGAAGAGAUCUGUGUUGCUGCUUGUGAGGCUUGUGGUAUCCUGCCAGUGUACCACAACAUGUUUGCAUUAAUGAAUCAGACAGACCGAAGCUGGUAUCCUCCAAAUCAUACCUUCCAAAUAGAGGGAUCAGCAACUCUCACUGUACUAUACCGAAUAAGGUUUUAUUUUCCACACUGGUAUUGCAGCAGCAAUAAGCGAGCGUAUCGGUAUGGAGUUUCCCGAGGCACAGAGAAUCCUGUCCUUGAUGAUGUUGUCAUGUCCUAUUUGUAUGCUCAGUGGCGAGAUGAUUUUGUCCAUGGUUGGGUAAAGAUGCCUGUUACUCACGAAUCACAAGAAGAAUGUCUUGGCAUGGCUGUUCUUGAUAUGAUGAGAAGAGCUAAAGAAACGGACCAAACUCCAUUAGCCAUCUACAAUUCUAUGAGCUACAAACUGUUUUUGCCCAAAUGCAUCAGAGAGAAAAUCCAAGAUUAUCAUAUUCUAACACGAAAGAGAAUACGAUACAGGUUCCGCAAAUUUAUUCAGCAGUUUAGCCAGUGCAAAGCAACUGCCAGAAACUUGAAACUGAAGUAUCUCAUUAAUUUGGAGAACCUCCAGUCUGCUUUCUACUCAGAAGUAUUUGAAGUAAAGGAGCCUGGGAAAGAACCUUCAGAGGAAGAUGGUUUUGCAACCAUUAUUAUAUCUGGAAAUGAUGGGAUUCGGUGCUCCAGAGGGAGACACAAAGACUGUGAAGAACUGGCGGAACAAGACAUACAAUCCUACUGCGAUUUUCCUGAUAUUAUUGAUGUCAGUAUUAAGCAAGCAAGCCAGGAAGGCUCUGGUGAGAGUAGAAUUGUAACCAUUCACAAGCAAGACAGCAAGAAUCUGGAAGCUGAAUUUCAUUCAUUAAGAGAUGCUCUUUCCUUUGUUUCAUUAAUUGAUGGAUACUAUAGAUUAACUGUAGAUUCUCAUCAUUAUCUCUGUAAAGAAGUAGUACCUCCUUCAGUUCUUGAAAAUAUCCAGAGCAACUGCCAUGGGCCAAUUUCCAUGGACUUCGCAGUCAAUAAACUGAAGAAAGCCAACAAUCAAACUGGCUGUUAUGUUCUUCGUUGCAGUCCAAAGGAGUUUAAUAAGUACUUUCUUACUUUUGCAGUGCAGCAAAAUGGCAUUGCUGAUUAUAAGCAUUGCUUGAUAACGAAAAAUGAGAAUGGAGAGUAUAAUCUCACUGGAACUAGAAGAAAUUUUACAAACCUCGUGGAUCUGUUGAAUUGUUAUCGAACAGAAACUGUCCGAUCAGAUAAUAUAGUUUUCCAAUUUACUAGAUGUUGCCCUCCAAAGCCAAAAGGUAAGUCCAACCUUCUGGUCUUCAGGAGCAAUGGAGCCUCUGAUGUGCCAACAUCACCCACUUUGCAGAGGCAGAAUAAUGUCAACCAGAUGGUUUUUCACAAAAUCCGGAAUGAAGACCUGGUCUUUACUGAAAGCCUGGGGCAGGGCACCUUCACCAAGAUAUCCAAAGGUAUAAGGAAAGAAGUAGGAGAUUAUGGGAAGCUGUAUCAGACUGAAGUCCUGCUUAAGGUUCUGGAUAAAGUACACAGGAACUACUCAGAGUCUUUCUUUGAAGCAGCAAGCAUGAUGAGCCAACUUUCUUACAAGCAUUUGGUAUUUAAUUAUGGAGUGUGUGUCUGUGGAGAUGAAAAUAUUCUGGUACAGGAGUAUGUAAAAUUUGGAUCACUGGAUACAUAUUUGAAGAAGAAUAAAAGUUCUAUAAACAUCUUGUGGAAACUGGAGGUUGCAAAGCAGCUGUCAAUGGCAAUGCAUUUUCUGGAAGAUAAAGGCCUAAUUCAUGGGAAUGUAUGUGCAAAAAAUAUCUUGCUUAUCAGAGAAGAAGAUAGGAAGUCCGGGAACCUUCCUUUUAUCAAGCUUAGUGAUCCUGGUAUCAGCAUCACAGUUUUGCCAAAAGACAUUCUUCUUGAAAGAAUACCCUGGGUUCCACCUGAAUGCAUUGAGAAUCCCAAACAGUUGAGUUUGGCAACAGACAAGUGGAGUUUUGGGACCACUCUGUGGGAGAUCUGCAGUGGCGGAGACAAGCCUCUUAGUGCACUGGAUUCUCAGAGAAAACUACAGUUUUAUGAAGAUAGGCACCAGCUUCCUGCUCCCAACUGGACAGAACUGGCAAAUCUUAUAAACAACUGUAUGGAUUAUGAACCAGACUUCAGGCCUUCUUUCAGAGCAAUUAUACGUGAUCUUAACAGUUUGUUUACUCCAGAUUAUGAGCUUUUGACAGAGAACGACAUGUUGCCAAACAUGAGAAUUGGUGCGCUUGGAUUUUCUGAGGCCUUUGAAAGCAGGGACCCAACAUAUUUUGAAGAGAGACACCUCAAGUUCUUACAGCAACUUGGCAAGGGUAAUUUUGGCAGUGUGGAGAUGUGCCGCUAUGACCCACUGCAGGACAACACAGGGGAAGUGGUGGCUGUUAAAAAGCUGCAGCACAGCACAGAGGAACACUUGCGAGACUUCGAGAGAGAAAUAGAAAUUCUCAAAUCUCUGCAACAUGACAACAUUGUCAAGUACAAAGGAGUGUGCUACAGUGCUGGCCGGAGAAAUCUCAAGUUGAUAAUGGAGUACUUACCCUAUGGAAGUUUACGUGACUAUCUUCAGAAGCACAAGGACUGCCUGGAUCAUAAGAAACUCCUGCAGUAUGCUUUUCAGAUAUGUAAGGGUAUGGAGUACCUGGGUUCUAAAAGAUAUGUACAUAGAGAUCUAGCAACACGGAAUAUCCUGGUGGAGAAUGAAAACAGAGUUAAAAUUGGAGACUUUGGCUUGACAAAAGUUUUGCCACAGGACAAAGAAUACUACAAAGUAAAGGAACCAGGAGAAAGUCCAAUAUUUUGGUAUGCUCCAGAAUCACUGAUGGACAACAAGUUUUCUGUGGCCUCAGACAUGUGGAGCUUUGGGGUAGUCCUGUAUGAACUUUUCACAUAUAUAGACAAGAACAAAAGCCCCCCAACGGAGUUCAUGCGCAUGAUUGGUAAUGAUAAGCAAAACCAGAUGAUUGUGUUCCAUUUGAUAGAGCUUUUGAAGAAUAAUGGAAGGCUGCCGAGACCUGAUGGAUGUCCUGAUGAGGUUUAUGUCAUCAUGACAGAGUGCUGGAACAAUAAUACAAGCCUGCGGCCCUCUUUUAAGGAUCUUGCUCAGAGAGUGGACCUCAUAAGGGAGAGCUUGGGUGGAUGAAAGUGUUCCAGUUCAUCCAGAGGGACACAUUGACAUGCGUAACAGAUGCAUUUUCUUCUUUGGGUGGUUGGCCUUCCCUUCACACAUUCAUCUUCAAGGACUAAAGCCUAGAGCCGAAAGGGAAAGCAUCCCAUCAGAACUUGCACAUGAUGGUGAAGGACUUGAUGAUGCACCGAUAGAAAGCACUUUGACUGUAAAAGACAUUGCUUUUUUAAGCAAAAUAGUGUAAAAUGUGUUCUGUCAGUACCACCGUGAUUUACCUAAUAGGCAGUUGCAAAAAGAAGUUGCCAACCAGGGAAAUGAUUAAUGGAUGAGAAGACUGGAUGAAGAAUAGGUCUACAUAAUUUCCUUUGAAGUCAUCACUGAGUUGAAAGUAAUUUAGGCUACAAUCCUGUAUCCACUUACCUAUAAGCAAGCCCUGCUGACUUCAGUGGAAUUUACUUUUGAGUAGACAAGUGUGGGGUUGUGCUAUUAAGUUGCAGCUGACCUGCAGAAUUUAUAUAUGACCUGAAACAACUGAGGUUCUGUUCCAGCACAGCUGCGGAAAGGUUUCACAUUCCCAGUUGCACCACUUUCAAGAGGAGCAAAUAUUUGCACUUAAACUGAACAAUGCAGAUGGACAUCCAGAGUCACCUUGUGCCAGUCACCGUCAUGAUCACUGUGCAUUGCUACUUCCUCUUGCACUCCUGCAUUUCACACUCACACCCCUGCGACUUGUGCUCAUCCUGCCUGCUAUAAAGGGUGAUCAUGUACCAGAUAAGGCUAAUUUUCACCUAGUUCAGAUACGUGUUCCCUUGCGUAAAUGUGCAUUUUUUUAGUUGUGUGUAGUCGCAUAAUUUUCAAAGAGAUUUAAAUUUUUCAAAUGCAAUCCUAAGUGUAGCAGAGAAGCCACUCGUAGCGAGAGGAGAAAAUAACGGUGACUUUCAGGGAGACAGCCUUUGUGUCACAGAAAAGUCAGUUGCUGUGCCAGCCUUCCAGGUUAGAGAGGCUCAGUUGCGAAAGGAAUGCAGCUUGCGCACCAUCAGUGAGCCAGCCUGAGUGGCGAUGGGCCACAGCCCAGGGAGCCCGCCAAAUGCAUGUUAACCUUUUCUGCAAAGAAGGAAGAGUGGCUCGGCAUCCUUUUUCACUGCAUUGCGCAAGGGCUCGUGUCCUAUGAAUGGGGUUUCGUAGUUUUUAUAUUGUCAAAGCACGAUGGCUUCACACGAUGCUGUAGAGUAAGUCAGACUUUUUCAAAAUAGUUGCUUGAACAACUUUCUGUGUGCCUGUCUGAGCCAAUCAGUGGCCAGCAAUAGAAGCAGCAAUGCAUGUUGAGGCAGUGUGAUGUACUGUAAAUAUUUUGAAGGGACGGGAACAAAUAAGAGGAUAUAUAUAUUUUUAAACACUUGCUGAAAGCUGCAUUUUGGGAUGAACACAUACAUAACAGUCUAUUUUCCUACAUGUGUACUCUGGGUGUUGUUCUGCUCUGUCCAUGUCUCCUAAAGGUACAAGCCGCUGAACUCCCGCGUAGCAAGCAGCUUACUAUAUUCCGAUGCGAAACUUCAUUAGCCUUGCCAACCCUGUCAGAUGCUGCAGUUUUCCCUGCUGCCUUGUUAAGUUUUGCAACCAGAAACGGAAGUCAUGCCUCCGAUAUUGCAAAGAGCAAAUGCAGCCAAUCUGUUCGCACUAUUUACCUUUAGGUUAUUUGGCUGUGUGUAACUGCAGCGAUGUGAUACUGCCUGCUCAAUGUCACACAGCCUCAAUUGUGAACUAAAUUUAAAGAUUACUGCAACUCCUUGCAUACCAGGCUCAGUGGCACAAAUUCCUGUUUGUUGGCCUAAGAAGGUGGGUAGUACUGAACAGCAGUCACAUCAGGAACUCUCAUUGGUCUUGAUUUGGAUGUCGGCUGUUUACAAAUAGUUCGGUGGAAGCAAAGUACACUGGAUAUUUCACCUCAUCCCACCACUUGCCCUUGGUUUAGAUCCAGAGUAGGGAACUUGUGGUCCUCUAGAUAUUUUGACCUACCUGCCAUGAGUUCUCACCAUUGGCAAGGCUAGCUAGGACUAAGCAGAAUUGUAGCCCAAAGCAUGGUGGGAGACACAAGUUGGCCAUCCUUUCUUUAGAUGUUUAAAAGCUAGGGAUUCAUCUCUGGCAAAUUUGUGUUCAGAUACAGGUCCUUACUUCCCAAAUUCAAAGGAGUAAUUGGGUGAAAGAAGUUGCUCUUCACUCUGGGAAUGGGAUGAAAACUUGAAGUGUACUUUGGCUUUUGCAGAAUGUGGCUGAGAUGGCAUCUGUGCCAUACAACCCUAGUUAGUUUAUUUACCUACCUCAAACAUGGAAGAGGAUGCAGUGAUGUAAGUUUUGUAUAGGAUUAAAUAGUACCUCAAAAUGUUGCAGAGGUUCAUCUUGUCAGUGCCAGACUAAGAAUGUUUUGUGUCACAGUGGGACCUGGAGUAUCUGCUGGCUUUGAUGUGCUCAUGAUGCUCCUGUUCCACAAUGCAAAUGCUUCCACAUUCUGUCUUACAAGCAGGUGUGUCUUAUGUGCACUUCUGGCAAUCCAUGUGCAUGCAGAACAAUUUAGUUUGUAGGAAGAGAUAGGAAUCCCCUUCAUGAAAGAGGUCCCAGUAUCUAUCUUGAAAACUUUUAUUAGGUGAAACCUUUCUUUUGUUUUUAAGAGAGUUGUGCCAAACAGGAUGGAAUGGGGACAGAAUCUGGGGGUCAAAAUUAUAAGUAGUUAUAUUUUAUGAUAGGCUUCAGCAGUUCAAAAAUUUCAAAUAAUUAGCAUUAAUAGGACAGUUUCCCAAUGUAUAUUUUUGAUUGCUUUGAAGCUGAUUUUGAAAUCUAUUGUAAAGUAAAUGUCUUUUGCUUUUGUAGAAUAUUAUGUAUAUGGGUUUUGUUUAAGUUCCUCGUUAACCAAAAUAACUGUAGCAUAAGGUUUAAAGCAACUUUAGGCAUCAGGGUAAACAGUGCAGCAAUCCAGCAGUAACAGAAAUACAUUUUCUAUUUGAUCAAGGAUGUCAUGUCCCAUGUUAAAAGAAAAAAGAAAAACAACCUCAGGGAAUUUUGUGAAAUGCAAUUAAGAGAUCUUCCAUAGUGUUGUGGAGUUUUUUGUGAAUAAAAAAAUCUUUGUUCAGUAUGGCAUAAUAGGGUUGAGUUGUAUUCUAAUAUCCUAAACAUGAUCACAAGAGGUUAGGCUUUUGCAUUUCUGUAUUUUAGGUAUUCGAAAAAGGAUGUUUAAAAAUAUGCCAUUGUGAGUUUUUGAGGCUGUAAUCUUCUGCACACUUUGAUUUUAGCGGACUUGUUUCUAAGAGAUGUAUAGAAUUGUCUGUCAAAAAGUUAAGUUUUAUUGUACUUAGAGUUCAUGAUUCAUGUUGCUGGGCAGGAGACUAAGUUUGCAAUUCUGGAUGGAACAGUCAAGAAGGUGGUAUGUGAAACUUACUACUAAAGUUUUUGGCUUGGAUUCAGUGGAGCCCUAGUAGGAGUGGAAGGUACAUCUGCUCAUGCAAGGGUGGGGUCUCUGAUUUCUUCCAGUCCUCCACCCCGUUACAGCCACCCAUGCUACAUCAAAUGCUGUUCUAGAGAGUUGCCACCACAGCGAGGAGUAGGGGAACUCCAUUCUUGGAUCUAUUUGGAUGCUUUUUUCCUAUAAGUGGAGCAUAUUGGAGACCUGUAGUUUAGAAUCCUUCAACCUGCUGAAGCUGUGUGACUGCUUGAAGUUUAGGAGUUAGAAUAUGAUCAAAAUAUAGGUUACCUUUUAGGGAACUGAGCAUUCAGCCCUGUGAAUUUGGCAACAGUGCUUUCAUGUGUGCCUGGAGACUUUGCCAAAGUAUUUCUGGCUGUGUACCUUUGUACUUUUGAGGGUUCCCUCAUUUCAAGGAGGCACAAGUGGCUCCCACAGAGGCCCUCACACCUCUGAGUGUUCGAGAUCUUCAGUUCAACUGUGACUUAGAGCCACUAAUGUUGGCUGUCCACAUCAUUCAAGAGCAGUGAUAAUACCAAAUGUACCUUUAAACAAUCAAUACACUACAGAAAGCUCUGUUCACUAUGAUGGUAAUUCUGGACAUAGUUAUUACCUGACAUUGCAUUAUUUGAUCAGUGUAUUAACAGAAGCAGUUAAACAUUAUUUUCCUUUUCCACAGCUGUCAUUCAGUUACCACCGUGUUUUGUUUAUCAUGAUACCAAAAAUUGCUGUGGAAAAAUUGCUACACAUAUGGGAGUGCUGCUCUUGAGUAAAGUGAAAAUUUUAUCUCAACUACUGCUUUUUAGAAUUUUUUUAAAAAACAAAACUACAAUUUUUAUAUAAAUAGAUUAUAUAUCGUGAAACAUUUCUCAGAUCUCUCUUUUUUAAUGUCCUACUUUAACUGGUCUGUGGUCCAUUAUAAUGAAUUUCAAAAUAACUUGCUUUUAAUAUGUUCCAGAGAAUGGAAACAGUCACCUGUUAAGCAUCAGAGGGCAAGUUUACAUAAAGCUGUGGCCUGAACAGAAAACCAUGAAAUGAAUAGCUGGUCUUGAUUUUGUACAAAUUGCAAUUGAUAAAGCCCUUCCAGUGUUUGGGCACUUGCUACUGUAUAUUGCUGUACCAAGAUAUUAAAUAUUUUUUAAAAUC
This is a messenger RNA of Varanus komodoensis (Komodo dragon), 8363 nucleotides long. It is a transcript of the gene JAK2, whose product is annotated as Janus kinase 2. The record is from RefSeq and is a predicted model, not a curated record. The coding region runs from base 389 to 3781 and encodes 1130 amino acids. NCBI's taxonomy places the organism in Eukaryota, Metazoa, Chordata, Lepidosauria, Squamata, Varanidae. The transcript is spliced from 25 exons. Gene Ontology annotation, molecular function: ATP binding; histone binding; non-membrane spanning protein tyrosine kinase activity. Gene Ontology annotation, biological process: cell differentiation; cell surface receptor signaling pathway via JAK-STAT; hemopoiesis. Gene Ontology annotation, cellular component: membrane; cytosol; cytoskeleton.